CCGGGAGUCCGUUUCCCCCACCCCCAUCCCGCCCCCCUUUAGCUUCCUGUAUUGCCCGCUCUUUAAUGAAACCAACGAGAGGACACCGCCUCCGUCUAGAGCAGCCUGGUCAGGAGCGUAACUGAGGGGCCCGUGGACGUGAGAGGAAAGCCGCGUAAGGCUGCGCUUCCCUGCCCUUGAGCCAUUCUAGACGCGGAAAAAUGCUUUCAGAAAGCAGUUCAUUUUUGAAGGGUGUGAUGCUUGGAAGCAUCUUCUGUGCCUUGAUCACUAUGCUAGGCCACAUUAGGAUUGGUCACGGAAACAGAACACACCAUCAUGAGCAUCACCACCUGCAAGCUCCUAACAAAGAAGAUAUCUUGAAAAUCUCAGAGGCUGAACGUAUGGAACUUAGUAAGAGCUUCCAGGUAUACUGUAUUGUUCUUGUAAAACCCAAAGAUGUGAGUCUUUGGGCUGCAGUAAAAGAGACAUGGACCAAACACUGUGACAAAGCAGAGUUCUUCAGUUCUGAAAAUGUUAAAGUGUUUGAGUCAAUUAAUGUGGACACGAAUGACAUGUGGUUAAUGAUGAGGAAGGCUUACAAAUAUGCUUUUGAUAAAUACAGAGACCAGUACAACUGGUUCUUCCUUGCACGCCCCACUACUUUUGCUGUUAUUGAAAAUCUAAAAUAUUUUUUGUUAAAAAAGGAUCCAUCACAACCUUUCUAUCUAGGACACGCUGUAAAAUCUGGAGACCUUGAAUAUGUGAGUGUGGAUGGAGGAAUUGUCUUAAGCAUAGAAUCAAUGAAAAGACUCAACAGCCUUCUCAAUGUUCCUGAAAAGUGUCCUGAACAAGGAGGGAUGAUUUGGAAGAUAUCUGAAGAUAAGCAACUAGCAGUCUGCCUGAAAUAUGCUGGAGUAUUUGCAGAAAAUGCAGAAGACGCCAAUGGAAAAGAUGUAUUUAAUACCAAAUCUGUUGGGCUUUUCAUUAAAGAGGCAAUGACUAACCACCCAAACCAGGUAGUUGAAGGAUGCUGUUCUGAUACGGCUGUUACUUUUAAUGGAUUGACUCCUAAUCAGAUGCAUGUGAUGAUGUAUGGGGUGUACCGGCUUAGGGCAUUUGGACAUAUUUUCAAUGAUGCAUUGGUUUUCUUACCUCCAAAUGGUUCUGAGAAUGACUGAAAAAAAGCAAGAGCGUGCAUUUGGUAACCACAUUAAGACAUAUUAUCAUGGUUUCUAAUUGAUAAUGCAUCUAACACAGUAGUGUGUUUCUUUUUCUUAAUCUGGUUACGCUGGUAUAAUCACACAUUGAAGUCUACUUGUACGUUUUCAAAUGGAAUGGUAUUUUUCCCUUAAAUCACUUGUAAGAAAUUUUCAUGUGUUAGAAAUAAAUGUUUUAAGAAUAGCAAUUUUGCAAAUACAUAUUUAUAAAUAUUUAUGUGAUGAAGACUAAAUUGUAGACAUUAAAAUCUGUGAUGGAUUGGUUUUAAAUUUUUAAUGUAUCUUUCUAAUAUAUGAAAAUGAGAUCUCUAGUGAAUUUGUGUUUAAAAUGAUACUUUUAGCCCUGUGUUUCCUUUACUUUUCUGUAGGGGUAGGAGCAGGGUCUUACAAUGUAGUCCAGGCUGGCCUAGAACUGGCAGUUCUCCUUAGCCUCCUGAGUGCUAGUUUUAUUGGCGUGUGCCACUAUGCCUAGUUGUUUCCUUUACUUCGGAUGUAGAUCUGUACUCUAAGCCACAUCAAUGCCAAUGGGUUUACUCUCCUAAAAUACACAACAAAGCAAUUAAGGAAGUGUUUGUUACCACUGUUAAAGCUUCAAUGCUAUCCCCAAGAGAAUGUGCAAAUUUUUACAAAGGUUAAGUAAUAUUCCUCAAAGUUAAUUAUGUGGCAUUCCAGAGUGUUUAGUUUCCAUUAACUCUCUACUUCAGCAUUCAAAUCAUGCAUUUGAAAUGGAGGCUAUGAAAACUGUAAUGUCGUUUAACUGUUUUCCCCCUUAAGCUAUGAGCUGCAGCUUGGAUUAAAUAUAUGACCUGUGAUUUA
Molecule: messenger RNA, 2012 nt
Organism: Peromyscus leucopus (white-footed mouse)
Lineage: Eukaryota; Metazoa; Chordata; Mammalia; Rodentia; Cricetidae
Gene: C1galt1c1
Product: C1GALT1 specific chaperone 1
Exons: 2
Coding region: 201-1157 (318 amino acids)
Molecular function (GO): N-acetylgalactosaminide beta-1,3-galactosyltransferase activity
Source: RefSeq, a predicted model, not a curated record